CUGACAUGAUAACUUUGGUGAUGUUUGAAGCAAUUCAGGUAGAAGUGAUCCAUGGAGGAGGCAAAUUCGUCUGAAGAGUUCACUUUCAUACAGCAGGAAGCCUUCCAUCUACAUUUGGAUACAGGGACCUUGACAAGAGUGGUUGUUGUGAUUACAACUUCCAUAUUCUUCAUUUAUGUGAACAGCAUCAUGUUCCUCACCCUAAGGAGCAAGGCCACCUUUAGUGAGACAUCCCGCUACAUCCUCUUUGCCAACAUGCUAUUAAUUGAUUCUGUCCACCUCGUGGGUACCACAUUGUUGUAUGCAAUUGGUGCAGCAGGCUUUCACCUGAUCAAGACUGUCUGUGCCCUGCUGACACUGAUGCCUGCCACCACAUACACUACCACCCCCUUGAACCUGGCAGUGAUGUCUCUGGAACGAUAUGUAGCAAUCUGCUUCCCCCUGAGGCACACAGAGAUCACCACACAGAGAAGGACAAACAUUGCCAUUGGAUUAGUCUGGUUUUUCGGCUCCCUAAAUUUCAUUAUCGACAUGUUUUAUAUUACCAUAAAACAACCACACUCUCUCACUGCAGUCAUACCCUGCACACGGCCGGGCCUAUUCCCUGCUAAAUGGCAUAUACAAUUGGGCCAGGGGUUAAACAGCUUUUACUUUGUUGUUGUGGUUUUAACUAUCAUUUACACCUACAUUGGUAUUAUAGUAGCUGCUCGGUCUGUAUCUACAGAUAAGGUUUCAGCCCGCAGGGCCCACAGAACUGUGCUGCUCCAUCUGAUUCAGCUGGGACUGUGUCUCACCUCUCUUCUGUAUGGAAUUUUUGAGAGUAUGACUGUGACAGCUGGUUCUUCCAUGUACUAUCUGCAAAUCGUGAACUUUAUCUCACUCAUCCUUCUUCCUCGAUGUCUGAGUCCCCUCAUUUACGGCCUGAGGGACAAUGCCUUCCGGCCACUGUUCCUCAGGUAUUUCAGGUGCAACUUCAGAAAAAUCAGACCUGAUGUACUUGGACAAUGAAACAUUAUAAAAGUAAAUAUUAUUCCAAUUAAAAUGGUUUUAAGAAACUAUUUCAUGUCUAAUUUAUUACUAUGUUUUUCAUCCUUUAAAAGAUUUUCUAACAGUAUUGGAAUUGCAAGAUUCCAACUCACACUAUUCAUUGGUCCUCAAAACACGCUUUCUUAAAAAAAUAAUUAAAAUAGUUUUUCUUUAUUCCUUUUUCCAUGCAGAAGAAUGAAGUGCCAGACUUCACAAAGUUACCAUACAAUAUCCAGCUUAGAUUCUGAUGUAUCAGUUUGCCAAUUGACUUUUCCAUGUUUUAAAAUGAUUAAACAGGACAGCCAUGCAUUUUCUCCUAGCAGAAUAAAUAAUCAUUAGCUGGCAAACCAUUGUUAUUUCAAAUUAUCUUAAGGCUUAUUUUCAAAUGGUUGAGGACCUGAUUUAUUUCAGGAA
Anguilla anguilla (European eel) is the source of this 1440-nucleotide messenger RNA. RefSeq names its product odorant receptor 131-2-like. Gene Ontology annotation, cellular component: membrane. The transcript has 2 exons. The record is from RefSeq and is a predicted model, not a curated record. Lineage: Eukaryota; Metazoa; Chordata; Actinopteri; Anguilliformes; Anguillidae. Gene Ontology annotation, molecular function: G protein-coupled receptor activity. Bases 52 to 1008 code for a protein of 318 amino acids. Gene Ontology annotation, biological process: G protein-coupled receptor signaling pathway.